AUGGACCCAGACGGUCAGCACACGCGCGCGGCGGCGCUCGCCAUGGAGCCGCUGCGGGCUCAGGUCGCGCACUGGAUAUCCCGGAAAGUCAGGCGACCGGAAGCUGCCGCAGCCCUCAGGGACGCAACUGCGCUCGCCGACAUGGCACCUACCAUCCCCGUAAGGGUUCAUCAACGUCUAGGGGCCGUGGCUGACCCACUGUGGGCACUCUGCACGGCCAUUGGGACUUUCAUUCGGCGUGAGUUCGUGCCGGCCGUGGAGGCGAUGGCAGCACGGGAGGCGGCAACUGCGGCAGCGUGGCGCGAACGGCGCAAGGCUGUCCACCGUUACCUUGACCUUCGUGAGGUCAACGCGGGCGCGGCCGAACGCUUCUUGUCUGGCUUUUUAAAAUCGUCUUCGACAUUUAAUAUCCAGCUUGUGGACCCUGACACGGGGCGCGCCCUAUCCACUGAGGGCAUGAUCGACCUCAUUCGCGACGAUCUUUUUGCUAGAGCCCAUAAUGAUUUGCCACAGAAUCUUAGUGAUCGGGACGACCUGGCGCAGACUGUGACCGCUAUCAGGCAGUCCGGAGCGGGCGCGGGGCUUACGUGCCCACAGAAUCCGUGCACCGUCGUAGAGGUUGAAACAGCGCUGUCCCUGCUCAAGCCAGGGAAGCGCACGGUCCACCUUUGCAACGCAGCGUUGCGGGCCAAGGUUGAGGAGGGUUUCCGUUUGACGCGGGCCUUGCUGAACCUCGGCCGCGCGCUGUGCGCCACGGCUCGCCUGCGGUCACUUCGGCACUUUGCUCCCAUCCGGAAGUCCGGGCCGGCGUCGGUGAGGAAAGUGUCUGCGCUUCGUCCAAUAUCCUUCACAUCGGACAUGGCUUCGGUUCGGGGCGCUGCGUGGAUCGCGCGGAACGGGGCCAAGAUUGAGGCCUAUUGCGGACCCGCCCAACAGGGGGGGGUCGGCGAUCCGGUCUCCCUUGCGAUCGCACUCACAAUGCAUGCUCAGUUGCGGCAUUCACAGAAUCUGCCCACAUGGUUGGCCGUCGCAGACAACAAGUGGGCUUUUGAUGUUGCUUCGGUGAACGGCAUGUUGCGCGGUGCUUUCCACGCGGGCGCGCGGGGGGCCGAUUGGUUGAUGUUGGAUGACAUUCUGGCACAAGAUCACCAGGCCGUGGGCCCCCAUAACCUGCUGUCGCCGGUUUUCGCCCAUGGGCGCGGCACGGCCCAGGGCAGGCGUUUUGCAGUGCACAUUUGUAACGCGCAGCUGAAAGCGCUGCCGGAUGAAAUCGCUGCCGCUGUGCCAGGAGGUUGCGCCACCGUGGUCCCGCCCCUAGCCAGGCGUGCCUUGCAAUCUGCAUGCGUGGUCUCCCCUCCAACAGACGUGGGGGCGAUGCCUGACCGGGCGUUGCCCGUGGUGGCCAUUUUGAACGAGGUGGCGCGCGCGGCAGCCACCGAGCUUCCGCCCUGGCCCAACUCCGAGGAUACACUUGCUGCUUCGCUUCGUUCCCUGCUGGCCGUCGCGGACAGAGCCGCCGUAGCUGAGGCCGCGGGCUCCUGGCACAUGCCGCCGGCACAAUUUGUCGACGACCUCGCGACCGCGUGCCCAUCUGUAGGAGCCGCGAGGGCAGGAAUCUCCCCGGAGGAGUCCUCCGCGUGCAGCCGGUACGCUCGCAGGUUCAAGUCUUUCUUCUUGCGCGAGAAAAACAAAACUUGCGUGCUCCCAGUCCUCGGCGCAAGCCGCCCCAGGCUGGCCGAUUGCCCUUCCGUGGAACGCAAAGUCAUGUUGGGCAUCUUGGUGGACUCGGACUUGACGUUCGCGCCGCUUCUCAAAGAGAUCCUAGCCAUUGGCUAUAGUUGCUUUUCUAAGCUGCUCUACGCUGCGGAAUCCGGUGGCUUUUCCAUCCCGGUGGCAGCGGCGCAGGUCCCAGCGCGGGUAGAAUCCGUGAUUCUUUAUGCCUGCCCGCUUUUGGCGGCCGCGCCGGGGGCUGAAGCGGCCCUCAAUAAGAUGCAAGACUACGAAGACAUGUUUGCGAAGGCUCACCAGAGCUCUGGGUGCAUGGCGAUCGACGAGAUGCUAGUCGACCCGAAAAAUAAAACCCACCAGAUCACGCCUGAUGACAUCUCCCGUUGCUCACCAUUGGUCGAGGCGAUGCUCCGCGCUGGCCUGAAGAACGCAGCGAUGUGCCCUGCUAAGUUCGAGCUUGGGCUCCGCGACGCUGCCUUCGCCCACCGCGCCCUCUUCAAGGCCAGCGGCGACGCCAAGGAGCUCGCUGUGGCCAAGCUCCGCACGCACGUCUGCUGCGCCCUGGGUGUGUUGAGGACGUUCAAGCGCGAGCAGCAGGGGGCUUCCUCGGGGGCCGUCCAGAAGACCAACGGGCUGAAGAAGAGGUCCAGUGCAGCCCAGCUGGUGCUCAUCAACUCGCUUUGUUCCAAGAUCGAGUUCGACGCGGAAGACCGCAGCGUCGCGAGCAGUCGCGCGCAGUCGGCGGACCCGCCCAUCGAGAGGCCCAGGGAGACCGCAGUGGUAGCUCGAUCACCUUCGGGGCCCCCGACGUGCUUCAAGCAGUUUUUGGAUCGUCGGUUGGAAGCAUCUGGCGCAGCUCAGUUCGGAGUGCCCAUCUGGGCAAACUUGGACGAGAUGGAGGCAGAGGCGGCGCCCGAGGAGCUCGGAUCCGAAGCGGCGCCCGCGCCUCAGCGCGGCGAGAUGGCACCGCCGCUUUCCUCCGGCGCUGCGCCGUCGGCCUUGGCGGCGCCCAUCCUGAACCCGAAGACUCGCAGGCAGGAUGUGUUGGACUCUCGUGCUCAGUGCAAGGACAGCAGUGAGACCCCCGACAAGCUUGACAAUAACAGUACCAGCAAACCUACCACCAACAACGUUGGCCAGGGCAAGGAUAAGACCAGGCGCAAGGACAGGGAUGACACUCAGGACGCUCCCCCCAUGAAGCGGGUGGCCAAGGCCAAGGCCAAGGCCCAGGCGCAGCCCAACGAUCCCAGACUUGAGAACAUCCGCCUGAGCGGGCCAACGAACGAGACAAACCCCAGGGUCGAGAUCGUGGCAUACGAGGUAGGGACGGGCAAGCGGACGCAUGUCUUCACGGUCAACAAGAACCGUGACGGCAAGACAUUCGCUCGGGUCGCGAAGCAAGUGAAGGCCCACUUCGACUACGUGGAUGGGGGGUUUCUCCGCUCGGAGGCCAUCGCCAUGCCCGCCGCCGCCGAGCCCGCUCCUGGGAAACGCCCCGCUGCCGCUUCCGUCUACGGCUGCGCCAGCAACGAGGACGACGCCAAGAAGGCCAAGUGGGUCGUCAAGGCCGAGCGGCCUCCGACUGAUCCUGGCGAGGACGACGAGGCGGAGGCGGAGGACGACGCCCCUGAUACCAGCUCCGUCACCCGUCAGCAGAGUCACGUCUUCGAGGGGAUGCUCCCCACGCUCCCGAAGGCGAUCCAGGCGCUCCAGAACCAGAAGGGCGCUAAGGGGGUCACGCAGCAGAAGGACGCCCUUCGCAACGCCGUGGUCAAGAAGGACGCCACCUACGAGCUUUCGACAGCCAACCUGAAUGACGUGAAGGCUGCUCAGGAGCUCAUCGUCAAGAACGAGGAGAAGGCUGAGAGGAGGGAUGACGGCGUUAGUUGGAGCACGACGCGGCGCUUGUACAACUUCAACGACGAGGCCCUCAAGGAAGCGAUCGACAAGCGCCACGUCUGGUGCGAGGAGGACUCGGAUGGCGAGGAGCUCUGUUACGAGAAGAAGAAGAGUCGCGUCAAGACGGACACAGUGGAGAGGAGCAGGAAGUUCAAGCAGAACAUCGAUGUGAAGGACCUGGACCACUACAAGCAGAUGAUUGUUGACUCCUGCCUGCAGAACAAGGCUUGGCUGCGCAACGCGUUCAAGCCCAUGCAGCAGACCAGCUCCAAGUCCAAGGCGAUCUGCGACAUGCGCUCCGACUCCGUGGACGCCGACAUGAUGAAGACGAUGCAGGACGCCUGGGGCGCGACCACGCAGCUCGCGGCACGUGACGAGACGGAGUCGAAGGCGAACCACGACAGGGCGUCGGACGUGAUGAAGCUGCUCAAGGCGUUCGCUGGUCCUUCCGCCGAGAUCUUGAGCUACCUCUCGAAGGAUAUGAGGUCGCUUGACCGCAAGAAGUGCAAGGAUUUGCUUGAGACCUGCGCCAAGCUCUUCCUGGAUCUCGAGACGGCGCACCAGUUCCUGAUCGAGAAGUCCGCCCUGAGCAAGAAGGACAAGAAGGCGAAGCUCAAGAACCUCGGCGCGAUCAAGAGCAGUUCUUUCCACAGGCUGUUCUCGAGCAUCAGCUACUUAUCGUGCGCCAACUUGGAGCCUGAUGAACUCCACGUCCUCCACUUGGGCGUUUCAAUGUGGACGCUUGGGUCUGUGUUGUGGCUGCUGACGCACAAGGUGCUGGGUGCUUCUGCCACAAACAACAUUAACCAGAUCUGGGCGUGGAUAUUGGACGAGUACGAGGCGUGCGACGGCACGUCGCAGCACCCUACGAUGGGGCUGAGCGGGUUUACGAACCCCAAGGCGCCAGGCAAACACUACCCGAAACUGAAGGGCAAGGGCGCCCAAGUCAAGCACAUCGUCGCUCCUGUGCUCCGCGUGUGGGUCCGCUGCAGGGCUCAGAUCGAGGCACUCGAUGGCGGAGCUGAUCUGUUCUUGCGAGUUCGAACGUUGCUCGGGCACUUGACUAAUAUCCAGGAGCUCAUCGAUGUUCAUGCGCAGGACGCUUUCAUGUCGGGGCCGUGA
Messenger RNA from Prorocentrum cordatum, 4749 nucleotides. The record is from the annotation of a GenBank genome assembly. NCBI's taxonomy places the organism in Eukaryota, Dinophyceae, Prorocentrales, Prorocentraceae.